Molecule: messenger RNA, 1053 nt
Organism: Halteromyces radiatus
Lineage: Eukaryota; Fungi; Mucoromycota; Mucoromycetes; Mucorales; Cunninghamellaceae
Product: peptidase M24, structural domain-containing protein
Exons: 5
Coding region: 1-1053 (350 amino acids)
Cellular component (GO): mitochondrion
Molecular function (GO): manganese ion binding; metalloaminopeptidase activity
Source: RefSeq, a predicted model, not a curated record
AUGUUUGUAAAUCCAAAGAAUCCUCAUGCUGAAUUAUGGGAUGGUCCUAGAACUGGUACUGAAGGUGUUAAAGAAAUGUUUGGUGCAGAUGAGGCAUAUGAUAAUUCAAGAUUCAAAUCUUUCCUUCAUGAAGCAUUGACAGCCAAACAUCUAUUUGUGGAUAAACCUAAUGGAUUUCCAUCUCUACUUUCUAAUGAAUAUGGCAAAGAACUUAUUACAACCGGAUUAAAGAUGAAAACGAUCAAGCCAUUAUCAACAUUAAUCCAACAACUUCGAUUAAUCAAAAGUGAUUAUGAAAUCGAAUUAAUGAAGGAAUCCGGCAAAAUCAGCAGUAAAGCAUUUGUUGAAUCGAUGAGAUGGACUCAACCAGGCUAUUCUGAGGCACAACUUUGGGCAAAAUUGGAAUAUGAAUGUCGUAUGCGAGGGUCAAGUAUGUUAGCCUAUGUUCCUGUAGUGGCAAGUGGUCCCAAUGCUUUAUCUAUGCAUUAUGUACGAAAUGAUAUGAGGAUGGAGGAUGGUCAACUGGUACUUGUCGAUGCUGGUGGUGAAUAUAAUGGAUAUGCAAGUGAUAUUACUCGAACAUGGCCUGUCAAUGGUACCUUUACUGAACCUCAACGUGAAUUAUACCAAGUGGUACUGAAUGUCAACAAGGCUUGUAUCAAGUUAUGUACCGAAGCUUCCAACUUGUCCCUGAAUGAUGUUCAUCAUGAAUCUGUCAAAUAUAUGAAACAAGAACUUCAAAAUAUUGGAUUUGGAACCAAUACUUGGGAAUUAGAACGUACUUUAUAUCCUCAUCAUGUUGGUCAUUAUCUUGGAUUGGACGUACAUGAUGUUUAUGAUAUGACGCGUGCCAAGAAACUUCGUAAAAACAUGGUGGUGACAAUUGAACCUGGACUUUAUGUACCUUUUGAUGAUCGAUUCCCCAAACAUUAUCAAGGCAUUGGUAUCCGGAUUGAAGAUAACGUGGUCAUUGGUGCCUCGGAACCCUAUGUCCUUACUGCAAAUGCUCCCAAAGAAAUCAUAGAUAUAGAACAUUUAUGCACUGAUAAAUAA